GCUGCCGCCCCCUGCCAGUGCGGGGUGGGCGCCGCCAGGGGCAGGCAGGAGGGCGGCGGGUUCGAGUCCCGCCUCCGCCAGCCCGAGCCGGGAGCCGCCGCUCCGCUCUGCUCCGCGCUGUCCGCAGCCCGCCGGGGAGGGGCGGAGAGCUCGGGGUGGAUCCGUGUUGAUUUUAUUUCUUUAUUUUUAAUUUUUUACUUUUAAUUUCCUCCCCGUUUCCCUGCUUCCGCGGAGGCCGCGGCUCUCCCGGUGCGGUGCCAGUCCCGCGGGGCCGGAGUUUCGCCGGAGUUUGUGCGGACUUGGGGCCGCCCCGCCGCCGCCGCCAUGCCCGUGUUCCACACGCGCACCAUCGAGAGCAUCCUGGAGCCGGUGGCCCAGCAGAUCUCCCACCUGGUCAUCAUGCACGAGGAGGGCGAGGUGGACGGCAAGGCCAUCCCGGACCUCACCGCCCCCGUCUCGGCCGUGCAGGCCGCUGUCAGCAACCUGGUGCGGGUUGGAAAAGAGACAGUUCAGACAACAGAAGACCAGAUCUUGAAAAGGGAUAUGCCACCAGCAUUCAUCAAAGUGGAGAAUGCCUGCACCAAACUUGUCCGGGCAGCCCAGAUGCUGCAAGCAGAUCCUUAUUCGGUACCAGCUCGUGACUAUCUGAUUGAUGGAUCAAGAGGUAUCCUUUCUGGAACAUCAGACUUGCUUCUGACAUUUGAUGAAGCAGAGGUCCGUAAAAUCAUCCGUGUCUGCAAAGGAAUAUUGGAAUAUCUGACUGUGGCGGAAGUAGUAGAGACUAUGGAGGAUUUGGUGACAUACACAAAGAAUCUAGGGCCAGGAAUGACAAAGAUGGCGAAAAUGAUUGAUGAAAGACAACAGGAGUUAACUCAUCAGGAACAUAGAGUUAUGCUGGUAAACUCCAUGAAUACUGUGAAGGAGCUAUUGCCAGUACUUAUUUCAGCUAUGAAAAUUUUUGUAACCACGAAAAACUCUAAAAGCCAGGGAAUAGAAGAGGCCUUGAAAAAUCGCAAUUUCACAGUAGAGAAAAUGAGUGCUGAGAUAAAUGAAAUAAUCCGUGUAUUACAACUCACUUCCUGGGAUGAAGAUGCCUGGGCCAGCAAGAAGGACACUGAAGCCAUGAAAAGAGCUUUAGCCUUAAUAGAUUCAAAGAUGAACCAGGCAAAAGGUUGGCUGAGAGAUCCAAAUGCACCUCCAGGGGAUGCUGGUGAACAAGCAAUAAGACAGAUCCUUGAUGAAGCUGGAAAAGCAGGAGAACUGUGUGCAGGCAAAGAACGCAGAGAGAUUCUGGGGACAUGCAAAACUCUGGGCCAGAUGACUGAUCAACUAGCUGAUCUCCGAGCUAGAGGACAGGGUGCUACGCCAAUGGCUAUGCAGAAAGCGCAGCAGGUGUCGCAAGGCCUGGAUAUGCUCACUGCAAAAGUGGAGAAUGCAGCCCGGAAAUUGGAGGCCAUGACAAACUCUAAGCAGGCUAUUGCUAAGAAGAUUGAUGCUGCUCAGAAUUGGCUUGCAGAUCCUAAUGCGGGCAGUGAAGGAGAGGAACAUAUUCGGGGAAUUAUGGCUGAAGCAAGGAAAGUUGCAGAACUAUGCGAGGAGCCUAAAGAAAGAGAUGAUAUCCUUCGUUCCUUGGGAGAGAUCUCCGCUUUGACAGCUAAGCUGUCUGAUCUGCGACGACAUGGGAAAGGUGACUCUCCUGAGGCCCGUGCACUGGCUAAGCAAAUAGCUACAGCACUUCAGAAUUUACAGUCCAAAACAAACAGAGCUGUAGCAAAUACUAGGCCAGUUAAAGCAGCUGUCCAUUUGGAGGGCAAGAUUGAGCAAGCUCAAAGGUGGAUAGACAAUCCUACAGUUGAUGAUCGGGGAGUAGGCCAGGCAGCAAUUCGGGGUCUGGUCGCAGAAGGUCGUCGUUUAGCCAAUGUCAUGAUGGGACCUUAUCGUCAAGACCUGCUUGCCAAAUGUGACCGUGUAGACCAGCUGGCUGCUCAACUUGCUGACCUCGCAGCGAGAGGGGAGGGAGAGUCUCCUCAGGCUAGGGCAAUUGCUGCUCAGCUUCAGGACUCGCUGAAGGAUCUUAAGGCACGGAUGCAAGAAGCAAUGACCCAGGAGGUUUCUGAUGUUUUUAGUGACACUACAACUCCUAUUAAGUUGUUGGCAGUAGCAGCCACUGCUCCUUCUGAUACUCCCAAUAGAGAAGAGGUGUUUGAUGAAAGAGCAGCAAAUUUUGAAAACCAUGCUGCUAGACUGGGAGCAACAGCAGAAAAAGCAGCUGCAGUUGGAACUGCUAAUAAAACCACUGUGGAAGGCAUUCAGGCAACAGUGAAAUCAGCAAGGGAACUUACCCCACAGGUAGUAUCAGCUGCUCGAAUUCUUUUGAGAAAUCCUGGAAACCAAGCUGCUUAUGAACAUUUUGAGACAAUGAAAAACCAAUGGAUUGAUAAUGUAGAAAAAAUGACAGGGUUGGUGGAUGAAGCCAUUGAUACCAAGUCUCUGUUGGAUGCAUCAGAAGAGGCUAUUAAGAAAGAUCUUGACAAGUGUAAAGUUGCAAUGGCCAAUAUGCAACCACAGAUGCUGGUAGCUGGCGCCACCAGCAUUGCUAGACGAGCAAACCGCAUCCUAUUGGUGGCAAAACGAGAGGUUGAAAAUUCAGAAGACCCUAAAUUCCGGGAGGCUGUUAAAGCAGCCUCUGAUGAGCUAAGCAAAACUAUAUCACCGAUGGUAAUGGAUGCUAAAGCUGUGGCAGGAAACAUUUCUGAUCCUGGUUUGCAGAAGAGUUUUUUGGAUUCUGGAUACAGAAUUCUUGGAGCUGUGGCCAAAGUCAGAGAAGCUUUUCAGCCUCAGGAACCAGAUUUUCCCCCUCCUCCUCCUGACCUUGAGCAGCUUCAUCUGACUGAUGAGCUUGCUCCUCCAAAACCACCACUUCCAGAAGGUGAGGUUCCCCCACCCAGACCACCACCACCUGAAGAAAAGGAUGAAGAAUUCCCAGAGCAGAAAGCAGGAGAAGCUAUUAAUCAGCCCAUGAUGAUGGCUGCUAGGCAGUUGCAUGAUGAAGCACGAAAAUGGUCUAGCAAGCCUGUGACUGUGGUUAAUGAAGCGGCUGAGGCUGGUGUAGAUAUAGAUGAGGAGGAUGAUGCAGAUGUUGAAUUCACUCUCCCCUCUGACAUUGAAGAUGAUUACGAGCCUGAGCUGCUGUUAAUGCCAACCAAUCAGCCUGUUAACCAACCCAUUCUGGCUGCUGCUCAGUCUCUACAUCGGGAAGCAACCAAGUGGUCUAGUAAGGGUAAUGACAUCAUUGCUGCUGCUAAACGAAUGGCGCUGCUCAUGGCAGAGAUGUCACGCCUGGUGAGAGGAGGUAGUGGAAACAAGCGUGCCCUUAUUCAGUGUGCGAAGGAUAUCGCUAAGGCCUCAGAUGAAGUCACUCGACUGGCCAAAGAGGUGGCCAAGCAAUGCACCGACAAACGCAUUAGAACGAACCUCUUGCAGGUCUGUGAGCGAAUCCCAACCAUCAGUACACAACUCAAAAUUCUUUCCACUGUCAAAGCUACCAUGCUGGGCAGGACUAAUAUCAGUGAUGAAGAAUCAGAACAGGCAACUGAGAUGUUGGUUCAUAAUGCCCAGAACCUCAUGCAGUCUGUAAAGGAAACUGUGAGAGAAGCUGAAGCAGCAUCCAUUAAAAUAAGAACAGAUGCUGGAUUCACUCUUCGCUGGGUCAGAAAGACUCCGUGGUAUCAGUAGACACUAGCCACAUAAGUAUUGUCUUCUGUAACUUAAAAUGCCUUUUUUUGGAAACGGAAGAUUUAUUAACAGCAAAAGGUGCUGUAUACAUAAGCUUAAAAUUAGCUUAUGCUAAUGCCCCAUUCUAAGGGUAUGAAUUAUAAGAGAAUGCAUUUCAAAUAUCUUCAGAACCCAUUUGAUAUCAAACACCUCGAAGUCGUUUCUGAUAGUAGACAGUUCUUAUCUUUUUUUUUUUUUUUUUUUUGCUUAUGAAGAUUCUCUUGAAAUCUGUAAUCCCAGAAGCACAUUUCAUUUAUGCACUGCAUAUUCCAGUAGUUUCCAUGUGAUGGUAUAAUACGUGCACCUCACUUUAAGCUUGUGUUGGGAGUCUGGGACACUAACAGCAUUAUUAGGCAGUGAUUUAGGGACAAUCAAGGCUAUGUAAAAAUUCACCUCUUCAACAGGAAUGUAACUGGUUGUUCUUAAACCAUUCAGAAGUGGUGGAAGGUUUGGAUUUUUUUAAAAAAGAAAAAGGGGUGGGAAGGGGAAAGCCAUUGUAAGAUGAGGAUUGAAAUCUCACAUCUGAAAUUAUGUUUUUAAUUUUUAUUUUUUAUUUUCCUGUUGAUUUUUGCUUGGCAACAGUACUUUAGUGAAAACUGGAGCUGUCUGUCACCCUCCUGUCACCGUGUAGGUAUGCAUUUCAGUACUUGUGCUAUACUGAAAUGCUUCUAGGUGGAUGUUGAUAGCACACGGUUGUCAGCCUGAGCCUUACUGCUGGAGUCCUUAAUUCAUGCAGCUCUCCUUAUUGCUCAGUCUAACGAUGUACUGGGCUGAAAAAAUCUGGUUCUCUUAAACUAGCUACAUGCCCAAGUCCAGAAAGUGUCAUGUGCUAGCUCUCUCCUUGAAAAUACCUAAUGUGCACAAGCACAUGCAGUUAUUAUUAUUUUCCAUCUAAUGCUGUUGCAUCCACUCAAGAUGGAAAUUAGAAGAUUAAGAAUAUUAAAUUCAAAAGACCUUUUGCCAACUGCAUGUUUCCAGCAAUGCAGUAGUAGUGUGUAAGCUUUUGGAAACCCAGGCACUGCAGUGCAGGGAUGUGAAACUCCUUAGGUAGCAAGAUGGCUUCCAGCAAAGAGUGGUUCCUAAUGCUAAAUGAAAUGAGUAAAAAUAUCUGAGUACAAUAUACUUGGAGUUUGGAAAUUCAAAAGUUUUUGAAGUCUUAGUAAUUUUAAAAAACAAAACACACUGUUGAUAAAAGAGGCUUCAAAAGUUUUUAUCCUUCCAUUAUGUAACAUGCCUUCCUACAUAUAGUUAUGUUUAUUUGCUCCAUUGUGUCUUUCGGCAUUUGACAGAUAGGGAGGAAUUACAGUUUUAGAACGGGUCUCCAUACAUUUGCAAGGAGCAUUCACAAACUUGUGCCCAAAUCAGCUUGGACCUCAUGAUGUCCUCUUCAUUUUCACUUGCUGAAAGAUGUUGAAUGACCUUUACUAUAGUGCCCUUGUUAGACUGAUUUUUUUUCCCCUGCUUGAAGGAAAAGAGAGAGAACACUCAGCUGUUCUUUGCCUGUCUGUGACACUUGGACUUUCUCCCCCUGCCCCUUCAUUGCACUGUUAUCUAAAAAGGGAAGUUAAAGUGAUUAUAAUACAUCUGCCUCAAACUAACUGACCUUUGCAAGAAAAAGUGUGUCUUCAUCUUCAACUCACUCUCCUGGUGUCUGGGUAUUAUGAAACACAUGGUACUUAGGAUCUUUCCUUAGUAUUCUCUUCCUGUGAUUACCUGGAACAGGAGGAGUAAGGAAGGAGUGCCAGAGCCUUAACCUGAAUGUCUUGCGUUUGGUUGGUUUAUACCAGAUCUCUAACGUAAUUGUAAUGUCGUAAUUUCUAUUUAAUAGUAAAUAACACUGAAUAGGUAGGGGUUAUUUUUAAGGGAUUUUCUAAAUAGUCUUCCUGCAUUUCAAUACUCCUCACACUCCCACCCCUCUCUGCCCCCCCAAACCCUCUUUCAAGCUUCUCUGUGAGAUAUUUUUUUUCUCUUUAGUAUCACUGUUUAGUUGCUUGACUGAUAUUAAUGCAAUAUUACUAAUGCCUUUAAUACAUAAUUGUUUAUGCCAAAGAUCACUUUUUGUUUGAGUAAUGUUUGCAGGAAAGUUAUAAAUCAUGGUUGCCUUUGAUAUUCUUCCAGAAUGUUUGCUGUAAGUUCUUAAAUUGUUUUGUAGAAGCUGAGAUACUCGUUCACCUUAUGCAAUUACUGCUUUUUUGAACACUAUUGGUCUUCAGACCUGAAAUGCAGCAGAAAUUUUAAAAAAGACCAUGAAUGUCAUUUAGAAAUGUUUUACCACUAUAAAACUUUGUUUAUAAACCAAAAUGUGUUGUAUAGUCUAACGUUUUCAACCUUUUUCUUUGGUUCUGUUAAAACAAUAAAACUGCAUUUGUACAAAA
Anas platyrhynchos (mallard) is the source of this 6149-nucleotide messenger RNA. RefSeq names its product vinculin (gene VCL). NCBI's taxonomy places the organism in Eukaryota, Metazoa, Chordata, Aves, Anseriformes, Anatidae. Gene Ontology annotation, cellular component: actin cytoskeleton. The record is from RefSeq and is a predicted model, not a curated record. Gene Ontology annotation, molecular function: actin filament binding; structural molecule activity. Gene Ontology annotation, biological process: cell adhesion.